AUGUCCCAUCCAGGACGGCCGUUACUGGCCGCUCGACUGUCUGACGAAGCAUCAAAAGACGGCGGUUCGCCCGGCUCCGGUCGACAGCCCGGUGGUCGACCUAAGCGCACAUUAAUUGAGAGCGCGUGCUCCGCAUGCCGACGCAGAAAGUCCAGAUGUGACGGCUUGAGGCCAUCAUGUUCCCGCUGCCAGAAUCUAAGAACCGACUGUCAGUAUGAGGCCGAGGAGGGCGAAAGUCGCUGGUCAGCCCUGCGGCGUCGCAAUCAAGUCCUUGAAGCCGAGCGCGACCAGGUCCGCGAGUUACUCGCCUUUGUUCAAACCAGACCCGAGCCAGAAGCCAUGGACAUUUUCCAGCGAAUGAGGCAAACUCACUACGAUGAUGUUUUAAUACUGUUGCGUCAAAUUAAAGAGAACACGAUGGGCAUGCCACCUGGUAUGGGCCCUCUGCCGCCUCAAGGUACCGCCGCAGAGCGCCUUCCGCCAAUUCAGACCAUUCUCGACGUCCCAGGACGCGGCAUGACACCUGUUCAUCCACACCUCACCCAUAGCCACUCUUUGAGUUCGGAAGACAGCAGAGGMUCGUCAGUGCCCGACCUCAUCGGUGGCAUGCCGCAGCAUCGUCCACACUUGGAACCACUUGAGCCGAGCCUCCUUGCGCAGCACCAGCAGCAUCAACAGCAUCAGGGACAUCAACAUCAACAACAGCACCACAUGAUGCCUGGCCCGAUCUCCUACAGCUCGGAGGAGAGCUCCAAUUCGAUUGGAUCGACCUCUAUGGACGCCCCUAGACCGUAUCAUACGCCCUGA
Messenger RNA from Ramularia collo-cygni, 807 nucleotides. RefSeq lists its product as uncharacterized. Gene Ontology annotation, molecular function: DNA-binding transcription factor activity, RNA polymerase II-specific; zinc ion binding. The record is from RefSeq and is a predicted model, not a curated record. Gene Ontology annotation, biological process: regulation of DNA-templated transcription. NCBI's taxonomy places the organism in Eukaryota, Fungi, Ascomycota, Dothideomycetes, Mycosphaerellales, Mycosphaerellaceae. The transcript is spliced from 3 exons. The coding region runs from base 1 to 807 and encodes 268 amino acids.